This is a messenger RNA of Vicia villosa (hairy vetch), 1083 nucleotides long. RefSeq lists its product as uncharacterized. The transcript is spliced from 5 exons. Gene Ontology annotation, molecular function: DNA helicase activity. Gene Ontology annotation, biological process: telomere maintenance; DNA repair. The record is from RefSeq and is a predicted model, not a curated record. Bases 1 to 1083 code for a protein of 360 amino acids. NCBI's taxonomy places the organism in Eukaryota, Viridiplantae, Streptophyta, Magnoliopsida, Fabales, Fabaceae.
AUGAUGCUGACGGUUGCAAAGAGACCAACAUGCUACGAGGAUAUAAAAAAAGUCGGUGGAAUUGUUCGGGAAAGUUUUCGGGAUGCAUGUUUUGAAAUUGGAUUUCUUAAUGAUGAUAAGGAAUAUGUUGCAGCCAUUAAUGAGGCGAAAGAUUGGGGUUCAGGACAUUUUUUGAGAAAGUUAUUUGUCACUAUGCUACUAUCCGGUACAAUUAAUAGACCGCGUCAUGUUUGGGAGAAAACUUGGAAGACGUUGUCUGACGGUAUUCUUCACCGACAAAGACAGGACAACAAUAGAAGAGAUAUGCAGUUAACAGACGCUGAGUUGAAAAACUUGGCACUCAUUAAGAUUGAGAAUAUGUUGCAAUCCAAUCGAAGAAGUUUGCAUGAAUUUAAGGAUAUACCUUACCCUGAUUCUUAUGUCACACGUCACGUUGGCAAUAGACUGAUUUAUGACGAACGUGAUUAUAAUGCCGAUACUGAGCGAGAAAACUUCAACAAUCUCUUUCGUGCCCUUACAGGCGGAAGAACUGCUCAUUCGAAGUUGAAAUUACCUGUGCCAACACUUAACAACUCUACUUGCAAUGUUGACAAAAACACCGAACAUUCACAGUUAUUUGAGUGGAAAGUAGUUGUAUUUGGAGGAGAUUUCAGGCAGAUUCUUCUAGUUGUUCCAAGAGUAGGGCGUUCUGAUAUUGUUCAUGCAUCAAUAUGCUCCUCUUAUAUUUGGGACUAUUGUCAGGUCCUAACACUAACAAAAAACAUAAGACUUCAGCAAGGAAGAGAUGGUACAUGUUCUAAGGAAAUAACAGAGUUCUCAAAAUGGAUCUUAAAUGUUGGGGAUGGUAAGAUAUCUGAACCAAAUGAUGGAUUGGUUGACAUAGAGAUUCCUCCAGAACUAUUAAUACCAAUUUUGAGGAUCCUAUCAAAGCUAUUGUUGAAAGCACAUAUCCCAAUUUGGUUCAUGUAUUCCAAGAUGUUGCAUAUCUACAAGAUUUUUGCCUCAACCAUUGAAGUUGUGGAUAAAAUCAAUCAUUAUGUAUUGGAUCUAAUACCAGGAGAAGAGAAAGAGUAUCUUAGUUAG